Messenger RNA from Asterias rubens (European starfish), 4660 nucleotides. RefSeq names its product protein neuralized-like. The transcript has 4 exons. The record is from RefSeq and is a predicted model, not a curated record. NCBI's taxonomy places the organism in Eukaryota, Metazoa, Echinodermata, Asteroidea, Forcipulatida, Asteriidae. The coding region runs from base 85 to 1902 and encodes 605 amino acids. Gene Ontology annotation, molecular function: ubiquitin protein ligase activity.
AUAGACGGAUUUUUUUCACAACAUGAUUCAUUAAAACAUCAUUUAGAAAGCGAGAAAUCGGGCGAAUUUCUCCUUGAUUUGAACAUGGGACAAACUUCGUCAUCGGUGUCCAAUUCUAACCAUGGCAACAGAGCGCAUUCUUCAACAGCUGGCACGAGUCAGCAGGCUUCGAGUAGGUCCCGACCAGACUCGGCACCAGAACGCAGACGAACCACAAGCACUAGUGCAUCAUCAAGUGGCUACAGAGCAAAGCCCAACAGAACCUACCGUGGUACUACGCAACAACCUGGAAGAGCCAGCUGGCCUCACGAUGUGCUCCAACCUCUAGACUCAAUGCUUCAACCAGCAGUUUCACAACACCACAGUGACUUCCACUUCCAUACAAUCCAUGGCAAGAACAUCGUAUUGUCGGCUGACCACAAAACAGCAUCUCGCAUGGGAAGUUUCUGCAACGCCCUGGUGUUCACUCACAGAGCGAUACACAUUGGCGAGAUCCUACACUUUGAACUAAUCCAGAACACAGCUGGAUGGAGCGGGGUGUUACGCUUCGGUUACACCUCACAAGAUCCAUUUUCUAUGCGUAGUAACGGGAUCCCUAAGUAUGCAUGUCCAGACCUGACAGGAAGGGCAGGGAACUGGGCAAAAGCUCUGAGAGAAAACUGUGCAAAGCAUGGCAAUGUGCUGAACUUUGUCCUAAGUGAAGAUGGGACGGUGUAUUAUAGCGUUAAUCAAGAACCAUUUAUGGAGUUCUUCAAUGGAGUAGACACAUCGAGGCCUGUAUGGGGAGUAAUUGAUGUUUAUGGUAACACAACUGGAGUUAGAAUUGUUGAUACCUUCCCAACAUCCAACCGGAUAUCGACAAGAGGUGCCUCGUCUGUGUCUGGAUUCUUGGACCCACUACGCUUGGUCUCGGACCUAGUCCCUGGUAGUGGUGGUAGUAGUAGCCAGGAGGUUCCAUUCCAAGGUUCGAGCGGAACACGUACCAAUGCUCUCAAGCCCGACCCACUACCACUGCACAGUCAACACGGCUGUAACAUUGUACUCGAAGAGGAGAGAUUUGUAGCAGAACGCAAAGCGACUACCGUCAGCGGUGGGUUAGUCUUCACCAGUCGGCCCAUCCAGUUUAAUGAGAAGAUCAUGGUGAAGGUUAUGACGGUCAACCACUGCUAUAUCGGACAUAUGGGUGUCGGUUUGACGUCAUGCGAUCCAGAGAGUCUGGACCCAGAUACCUUACCUCUUGAGGCGGAAGACGUCUGUGACCGUAAGGAGUACUGGGUCAUGACCAGGGAUUACGACACGCUAGAAGAAGGAGCUAGUUUAGGGUUCACAAUCGAUGAGGAUGGUAGGAUUCACAUGACUGGACCGGAGGGUGCUAGCGAUAAAGUCUUGAUGCACGUUGAUACGUCCACACCACUCUGGAUGUUCUUUGACUUGUACGGCACCACUCAGACAAUCAAAAUCUUAGGUGCCCUUAAAAACAGCCCUCCACCUCCAGUGCCAUCACAGACUGACUGGGAUGCAACCAAUGAUAUCAAUGUGAGUAUAUUUGAUGAAGCAGAAGGUGCAGCUGCCUUUGCAUUACAUGUAGAAGAUCUUGAGAAGGUUCCAACCCCUCCUCCAAGACUUCACUCAAUGUCUGCUGCUUCUAAAGCUAAACCUAGCGAGGGGGGUAGCAGUCAGGGUAAGUCCCGUCGGCAAGCACCCCCUCGUCCGAACAAACCGCCUCUAAGACAAGACAACGAAUGCACAGUAUGCUUUGAGAAUCUCCCUGAUGCGGUGUUCUACCGCUGCGGCCACAUCUGUUGUUGCCUUGCCUGCGGGGUGAAACUUAAAGAGAGGGGAGACCCUUGCCCUCUCUGCCGAGCGCCAAUUCAUGACAUCAUUAAAUUCUACAAGACAUAGGGCGUUGUACUUAAAGCUUUACAUGUAACGUCGGCUUGGUACAUUGAGAAACCAACAGUGAUCUUAGAACAAUAAGGGCUUAGAAAACAAACAUAGCAAUAACUAAGAGAGAGAUUACAUUUGAAAAAAUAUAUGUUUGAAGAUAAAGUACUGGAUUUGUGACUGGUGAUUAAAUACAACCAUCAUGAGUACACGUGAAAGUCAUCUCUGGAAAUAAUAUAAUCUGAAAUGCUGCAUUUAAAAAAGUACCUUCUUUAAACUAAAAAGAAUCUAGGUUUUGUACGAUAAGCAAACACACAUACUACUGGAAAUAUGUAACAAGUACAUAACAAGUGCCAAAUUUCCUUGUUGAUGCCCAAGUUGUUUCAUGAAUCGGUGUUCUAAACCAAGCUGACGUUAUAUGAUGAAGUGCUGCAGAGUCUUAUAACUUACAUAUUAACAAAGACAAAUCAACUGUCCGAGAAUCGUAAUAUACAAAGAUGUUUUCUCCUUCAUGUUAUUUCUUUCAACUUUUUCUAACUAAGCAAAAACAUAUGAUUCACAACAUUCUCAUGCUGGGAUCAAUUUCACGAAGAGCUAAGAUUGAUGUUAGGGGGGCCUAUCAAUCUUAAAGGGGCUGUAUUGUCAUGAUCAAAGCAGGCAAGAGACUGUACAAAGUACAUCACAGCCUCUUUAAAAGGGCUGUGUCUGUACAUCACAGCCCCUUUAAAUGCUAAAAGGGCUGUGUCUGUACAUCACAGCCCCUUUAAAAGGGCUGUGUCUGUACAUCACAGCCCCUUUAAAUGCUAAAAGGGCUGUGUCUGUACAUCACAGCCCCUUUAAAUGCUAAAAGGGCUGUGUCUGUACAUCACAGCCCCUUUAAAUGCUAAAAGGGCUUUGUCUGUACAUCACAGUCCCUUUUGUUGCUGAACAAAGUGCGAUGACACAAUAUAAAUGGCAAUGGUAAUGUUGACAACUCAUCUUAAGAUGAAUUUUAGUGCUUUGUGGAAUGAAGACCUGGUGUAAUUAUUAAGUAGGGAUAGAAGAAGAUGCCUGCAUACUUUCGGAGAGAGAAUGUGAUUGAAGUGAAUUUGUUUGUUUCAGUCUUCUACAUAUUAUGCACUUUUUUAUAAACCCACCAUUCCUACUUUACAUGUUGUACAGGUUCACAGAUUGAACAAGAAAAAUGGCACACACGUAUGUUGUAUGUGUCAUUGUAGAAUGUAUGAUAAUUGUUUAUGCAGAGAAAAUUAUUUCAUGUAUGUAUGAUAGCGGAACUUAGCAAUUGGUGAAAGGUAGAUACAUGAUAAAGUAUUUUAACUUUUAUACAGAGCAACCAACAAUGGAUUCACAAAUUGAAGUGGUCACACUUAAACGGAACACAUUUGCUCUUGAAUUUGCUCUUGUUGGAAUCUCAAUUGCAGAAAUAUGCACCUUGGUGGCAAAUUUAAUGGUUGGGAUGAAAGUGAAAGUACAUAUAUUUUAUGCAUUUUUAUACAUUUUCUGUAGACCCCUUGUAGUAAGCAAUAUUAUCUCACAUUGAUUGUAAAUGAUAUUAAAUAUUCUAAUAAUUUAUGCUAUUAAUUAUUUAAGCUUUACAAUGGCGUUGUAUAUCCCCGCUGAUGGACGGAGUCUAGACUUGUUGACAAGUCAUUAAUUGUUUGUCGGAAUCAAAGCAUUCCAACUCUCUCUGCAAUUCUCGCAACAUUGGCCAUGUUUUUCGCAGGACUGUUGAUCGCUGUUUGGGGCAGCCUUGCACAUGAACAGUGUUCUUGCAGAAGCAGUCUUUGAUUGUGGAGAGCUCCUGACUGUAUAGCGUUGUCACAACAUUGUCCACAUAGGUAGAUUGUGUCAGGAAGUAACUUUAAAACUUGUGAUUUGAACCAUAAUUUAUGCAGUAAAUGGACACACAAUUAUGCAUAGCGGACAUUAAAUGACCUUGGAUUUUUUUCUAACCAGCUGACAUGAGUUCUCAAUUUCAUGGUGUUCAAAUAGAAUAGUUUUAAUAAUGAGAUAUGACAUUAUUCUACUGUUCGAAUCAGAUGUUUGCAUUGUGGAAGUCACUUUGCCAAAUGUUAUUUUUUUCCUAGCAGCUUUUGUGCUUUUAAGCAGUUCUAUGAAAUUUGACCCUGACGGAGGGCUCGAAUUUGGGUAUAAAAAAAACAAGACUGCAAUGUAGAUUCACAAUCUUAUGGGACCAAAAUCUUAAUGUCUAAGAGCUUUCAAGUGUAACAUGAAAACUACUUUGGUUUGUACAAGCAUUAAGAGAAGAUUUAUCUCAUUUGCCUUGUAUGAGAAUCCUUAUUCACACGACAGCACUUUAACUGGGGGGUCCCUUGCUUAACUUUAGCAUGGUUGUAAAAUGAUGCAAUGUUUGACAAUAUUUUACAAGGAAACUUGGACAGUAAAAAAAGGUUUACACGAGUUGAAAUUUUUACAACCAUGCUACAAUUAAGCAAGGGACCUUUGCUAAUUUACUCUCGUGUGAAAGGGGCUUUUGAAGGCCUACAUUUUUAUACUGGACCAUGGAGGUACCUCCAUGACUGGACAGAGUUAACAGGUUUUUUUUACUAGCCUCGAAAGUCAACAUUUGAACAUCGCUUCAUUUUGUUUAAAAAACAUAUUACAGAGUGGGGUAAUAUUAUUCAAAUGAAAAACACAGUCUUAUCAUUGGACUUGUCCCGUCAUGAGUUUACUGGCCCGUUGUUAAAAUCAUUGGCCUCAGGGCUAGUGGUCCAGUGUGAAAUUGGAGUCUUGUGAUGUCAUGUGAAUACAACAA